UGCUCAAUGAUGGCGGAUAGUGCGAGUGAGAGCGACACGGACGGAGCCACCCCUCAGUGCUCCUCAUCCUUGUCUUCCUCCAUCCUUAUCUCUUCAUUCAGUCUAGAGGAGUUGACGAACCGCCUGGCUUCUUUACAGCAAGAGAAUAAAGUGCUGAAGAUCGAGCUCGAGACGUUUAAACUGAAGUGUAAAGCUCUGCAGGAGGAGAACAGAGACUUGCGCAAAGCCAGUGUCACCAUACAAGCGAGAGCAGAACAAGAAGAAGAGUUCAUCAGUAACACCCUUUUCAAGAAGAUUCAGGCCCUGCAGAAAGAGAAAGAAACACUAGCGGUCAACUAUGAGAAGGAAGAGGAGUUCCUCACUAAUGAGCUCUCCAGAAAACUUAUGCAAUUACAACACGAGAAAGCCGAACUGGAGCAGCACUUAGAACAGGAGCAGGAGUUUCAAGUCAACAAACUGAUGAAGAAGAUCAAAAAGCUGGAGAAUGACACGAUCUCCAAACAGCUCACCUUAGAGCAGCUUAGACGUGAAAAGAUCGACUUGGAAAACACCUUAGAGCAAGAACAAGAAGCUCUUGUGAAUCGGCUGUGGAAACGCAUGGACAAACUGGAAGCAGAAAAAAGGAUUCUUCAGGAGAAGCUUGACCAGCCUGUCUCCGCUCCGCUGUCCCCCAGAGACAUCUCAAUGGAGAUCGACUCACCUGAGAAUAUGAUGCGACACAUCCGCUUCCUCAAGAGUGAGGUGGAGCGGCUGAAGAAGAACCUCCGCACUACAGAGCUACAGCAGACCGAGAAGAGGGCUCAGUACAUAGAGGAAGAGCGCCACAUGCGGGAGGAGAACAUCCGGCUGCAGAGGAAGCUCCAGAGAGAGGUGGAGCGCAGGGAGGCACUGUGCCGGCAGCUCUCUGAGAGCGAGUCCAGCUUGGAGAUGGACGAUGAGAGGUACUUUAAUGAGAUGUCCGCUCAAGGCCUACGUUCCCGUACCGUAUCCAGCCCCAUUCCCUACAGCCUGUCCCCAUCCUCCAGCAGACCCAUCUCACCAGGGUUGUCUCAUGCGAGUCACACAGUUGGCUUCACACCACCAACUACGCUGACCAGAGCAGGCAUGUCCUACUACAACACACCCGGCCUGCAUGUCCAUGUAGGAGCCUCUCACGGCAUUGCAAGACCCUCCCCAAGGAGAAGCAACAGUCCAGACAAAUUCAAGCAGCCUACACCCCCUCCUUCCCCCAACACCCAGGGUGGUGUCCAGCCCCCGCCUCCCCCUCCACCCGCCGUGCACCCGACAUCACCGCAGCUGUCCUUGCGGCCAUAGAUCAGUGAGCCAUCGCAGGGACUCAAAACAGAGCUGCUUCACUGUAACAUCCCUCAAGCCAAAGGCUUAAGAAUCCUCAAUGUCUUCUUCAUCUCGCACUGAAACAUUCAUCUGUGUUGUGUUCAUAAUUAUGUGUAUGGAAGCGUUGAUUGUGUCUACUUAAGAUGGUGUGUGAGGUAAAGGCAUUUCCAGCUCAGAAGGAGUGAACAUCACUUUAGUGUAAAGCACUGUUUUAGCAAGCCCUUAUUGCUUUGGCAUCAGUGUCAAGCGAUCUACGCCUUUAGCCACCAUUGCUUUGUUGUAGACGGACAAAAAUAUACUACUUAGGAAAUGACAUGGUCAUAUAUUUUUCAUAGUUGAGUAUUUUUCCAGUGUUCAGACACUUUAGAAGUGUCAACCAGAGUGCACCAGCAGGACAUUACAGAAAGCCACAGCUGUGCUUCCUUACUCCAAAUGGGAUCG
Carassius carassius (crucian carp) is the source of this 1776-nucleotide messenger RNA. RefSeq names its product coiled-coil domain-containing protein 6. The record is from RefSeq and is a predicted model, not a curated record. The transcript has 9 exons. Lineage: Eukaryota; Metazoa; Chordata; Actinopteri; Cypriniformes; Cyprinidae. The coding region runs from base 7 to 1314 and encodes 435 amino acids.